This is a messenger RNA of Malassezia japonica, 288 nucleotides long. RefSeq lists its product as uncharacterized. The transcript has 3 exons. Gene Ontology annotation, cellular component: endoplasmic reticulum membrane; dolichol-phosphate-mannose synthase complex. Bases 1 to 288 code for a protein of 95 amino acids. Gene Ontology annotation, biological process: GPI anchor biosynthetic process. NCBI's taxonomy places the organism in Eukaryota, Fungi, Basidiomycota, Malasseziomycetes, Malasseziales, Malasseziaceae. The record is from RefSeq and is a predicted model, not a curated record.
AUGACGCGCGCGACAAACUUUGCCUUGAUCUCGGCCGCGUUGACGUUGGUCUACCUGGUCUUUUUGUUCGGCAUCCUGCCUGUGCCGCUGCUCUCGAAAUCGGUCGCGGUCGAGAUUCUGCCGACGAUCCCGUGGUGGGUCCUGGUGAGCACCGGCUCCUUUCUCCUCUUCAAGGUCGGAUGGGGCCUCUACCACUUUAAUAACGUGCCAAAGGCGCACGACGAGCUGCUUCUCGAUAUCAAGGUCGCCAAGGACUUUUUGCGCGAGCGCGGCGUGACGGUCGACUGA